AUGGCCACCCUCGACCACCUCAAGUGCUCGUUGAGGCAGCAGCAGGCCAUGGCCGGUGGUGCACUCGUCAGCCAACCUCUAUCCGACGAGCAAUACAGCACAGGCUUCAACAUCUUCAAAGAAGGCUCGGUCACAUACAAUGACUUCAUCAAGUCUCAGCUCACACAAGUCCUCACUCCAAUCUUUAAAUCACGCCUCCGCGUCUCCGUGCUGGAGAUUGGACCCGGCCCGAAGAGCGUACUCGGAUGUGUGCCUCUUGAAAUGAGGAGGAAGAUUACCAGUUACUCGGCGCUUGAGCCAAAUGGACUCUUUGCUCCGCAGCUGGAAGAGUGGCUCAAGUCGGCGGACGAGAACGGGCUGCCGCUGCCUUGCCUAGAAGGUGAAACCGACGCGAGACGACUGCCAUUCGAUCUGGCCAGCUCCAAGAAGACCUUUUGCGAUGAGAAAUUCGAUGUCAUUAUCUUCUGCCACAGCAUGUACGACAUGCACCCUAAGCACGAGUACCUCCGUGCAGCGCUAGAUCUGCUCGUGGACCAGCCAGCCAACAGCACGGUGAUCGUCUUCCACAGAGAUGGACCACUUCACCUGCAGGGCCUAGUACCUUACCAAGUUGCGACUUUCCCCACAGGAAUCGUUCGGGUAGAGGACAGUGACGACUCGCUAGACCGCUUCAUCCCAUUCAUUGCAGGCUACGUGCCAAAAACCACAGCCAUCCAACUCGAAUGGCGCAACAUCUGCCGCUCCCUGGGCCGACGUGACAAGGGACAUCUCAUCUUCGCCGCGCCGGAGGUCAUGAUGGCUUUCACACGACAUUCAACAGCACUACCGGAGCUUACAUCGAAGGUGCCGGUCGCGGACGGGGAGAUGCAAGUCAAGAACCGGGAAGCGCGUCUACAUCGCCCGGCCGCAAUCAUCAGACCUUCGACCAUUCAGCAUGUGCAGGAGUGUGUCCGAUGGGCUUUGAGGCACCGGAUGGCGUUGACGGUUGUGGGUGGUGGGCAUAGCGGUCAUUGUUUCUGGUCUAACGUCGUUGCCGUCGACAUGAGCGCCUUCAAUCAGGUUCAUGUCGUCACAGAUGAAGACGAUGUCGACGAAGCUGAAAGUCUAGUCGUCGCCGGAGCGGGCUGCAAGACGGGCGACAUCAUAGCAAAGGCCAUGGAAGAGGGCCUCACCGUGCCUCUCGGCUCUCGGCCCAGUGUAGGAGCCGGCUUAUGGCUUCAAGGCGGCAUCGGGCACCUAGCCCGCAUCCACGGACUCACAUGCGAUGCUAUCGUGGGAGCUGUUCUCGUCAGCGUUGAAUCCGGAGGGAUCCUAUGCGUCGGUCGCGUACCAGCCCAUCACCAACCCACCAGCGCCACCCGCCCCGCGAACGAAGAAGAGCUUCUUUGGGCCAUAAAAGGGGCAGGAACAAACUUUGGGAUCGUCGUCAGCGUCACUUUCGCAGCGCACCCCGCUCCGAUGUUCUCGGUCCGGAAAUGGAUCAUCCCCAUGAGCGACGGCGACGAGGCGCAGCGCACGCUUGCCAAAAUCGACAAGCCUGUAGCCAGCCAGCUUCCCCGGAGCAGUUCAGCGGACGCUUAUCUGUACUGGGAUGCUGGCCAACUCCAUCUCGGAGUAACCAUGUACGAAGCUACAACCGCCAAGCGAACACUAGGACCACCCACGUCUGUCUCUUCGCCAAUCGCCAGAGCGCUGGGGCCAGAGUACAGCUUCAGAAUCGUGGACAGCAUCGGCCUCUUUGAGACGGAGAUGUACAUGUCGACGAUGCACGGCGGGCAUGCCGGCGGCAAGACUUCCUCUUUCAAACGAUGCAUCUUCCUAAAAGAUAUUGGCAAAGCGAAUAUUGCAAGCGCGCUGAUUGCAGCCGUCGAAACCCGGCCCUCCCUGCUAUGUUAUCUCCAUCUCCUUCACGGCGGCGGCGCCGUCAGAGAUAUACCGGAGACAGCCACGGCGUUCGGCUGUCGUGAUUGGGACUUUGCCUGCGUCAUAACCGGCGUCUGGCCGCGCGGAAAAGAUGGAACUGACGUCUGUCGGGCAGUCGUGGAGUGGGUGUAUGCUGUCGCCCGGACGUUAUUGCCUCUGAGCACCGGAGUCUACGGCGCUGAUCUCGGGCCAGAUCCACGGGACGCCGUGUUCGCCACCAAAGCUUUCGGACCGAACCCCGGCCGUCUUGCUAGGCUUAAGCGAACUGCGGACCCGCGGAAUGUGCUCGCAUACACCUGCCCACUUCCAAAGGAGCCGAUGGAGUCGGCGCUCAUCAUCCUGGUGACGGGAGACAGCUGCGCGGGGAAGGAUUACUGCGCCGCAGUCUGGGCUGACAUCUUCAACAAAGCUGGAAAGACAACGCGUGUUGUUAGCAUCAGCGACGCCAUUAAACGUGAAUAUGCCACGGCUACGGGCGCGGAUCUGGAGCGCUUGCUUCACGAGCGGGAGUAUAAGGAGUACCACCGGCUGGCGUUGGCGGCUUUCUUCCAGAAUCGCGUGCAAAAGCGGCCUCAGAUCCUAGAGGAGCAUUUCCUUGAGGUGGUGUAUGGUGCUGCUGGUGUUGAUGUACUUUUCAUCACAGGUAUGAGAGAUGAAGCGCCGGUUGCGGAUUUGAGCCACCUUGUGCCGGACAGUAAACUCGUCGAUAUUCGUGUCAACGCCAGCAAGGAGACCAGAUGGCGCCGCCGUGGGGCAUCCAAUGGCGAGAAAAGAUGUAACGGCACAGAGGAUCAUUACGGAGAGUCGGCCACGUCGGACGCGGAUUACAGCCCCAGCAUGGAGUUCCACAACGACGUCGAAGGAAACGAAGCCCUAACAGACUUUGCUUCAAAGCGGUUGCUUCCACUUGCCCACGACGACUUGAACAAGCUAGCCGACAUGAUCCGCGUCAUACCCGACUUCCCGCGUCAAGGUAUCGACUUCCGUCACGUUCUCGACAUCGCCCAGAAGCCGGGCGGGUUGGCUCUCAGCGCUUCGCUACUUCAAUCUCACUUCGCCGGCGAUUGGGAUAAAGCAGACGCCAUCGUAUGCUGCGAAACAGGCGGCUUCAUCUUUGCAUCUGCGUUGGCGGUGCAACUUGGCAAACCGUUGGUUCCGAUACGAGAGGCCGGCAAACUACCCCUGCCGACUGUCUCUAUUGCCAAAUCCACAUCGCAUAUCUCGUCGGGCGCGAAUGGUGUGCAUGAGAGACGGAUUGAGAUGGAUCGGGAUGUGCUGCCGAAGGCAGCAUCAGUUGUGGUUGUGGAUGACGUCUUUGCUUCUGGAGAGACGAUGUAUGCGGUGCUGGAGCUGUUGAAGCAGGUUGGUGUUGGCAUGGAGCGGGUCAGCGUUGUGGUUGUCGCUGAGUUUCCUCGUCAUCGUGGAAGGGCGUUGCUGCGAGGUCGUGGAUUCGGGCGAGUCAUUGUCCAGAGUCUAUUAGUUUUUGGAGGUGCCUGA
This is a messenger RNA of Colletotrichum gloeosporioides, 3420 nucleotides long. RefSeq names its product FAD-linked oxidoreductase. Gene Ontology annotation, biological process: cholesterol biosynthetic process. The transcript has a single exon. Gene Ontology annotation, cellular component: cytoplasm. Gene Ontology annotation, molecular function: FAD binding; phosphomevalonate kinase activity. NCBI's taxonomy places the organism in Eukaryota, Fungi, Ascomycota, Sordariomycetes, Glomerellales, Glomerellaceae. The record is from RefSeq and is a predicted model, not a curated record. The coding region runs from base 1 to 3420 and encodes 1139 amino acids.